This is a messenger RNA of Ceraceosorus guamensis, 3069 nucleotides long. RefSeq lists its product as hypothetical. The record is from RefSeq and is a predicted model, not a curated record. Bases 1 to 3069 code for a protein of 1022 amino acids. NCBI's taxonomy places the organism in Eukaryota, Fungi, Basidiomycota, Exobasidiomycetes, Ceraceosorales, Ceraceosoraceae. The transcript is spliced from 2 exons.
AUGCCUACGUGGAUCAGGGAAGGGCGCCCAAGUGGCCGACCUGUGGGGCAGGAUGCCUCGAAAGCUACAAGCCCGGCUCUGGGUGACAUGACCAACUCGGGGGAUGGGAAAGCACGGGCGGUGACCAAUGCAGGCAAGAAAGCUUGCGGAAGUGCGCAACGAGGCGAUGCCGGAAGCAGGCUCAAUCUGAGUACCGCAGUCACUCCAGUCCGGUCUAGUCGCCUCUCUUCCGGGAAUGGCAAGCGCGUCGAUCAGCCCUCUGCCGGGCAGGCAAGGUACGCUCAGACGAAACUUCCUGUCGCACACUCUGCGCCGCGUCAGCCUGCUUCGGAGCCCAAGCCGCGAGUCGAUGCUUCCAGCGCCAUCUUCGACCGUCAGUCUCGCACCGCUCGGAAAAGCGACGGUACAGUCCCUUCUAGUAGGCGCGACGAAUCUCCUCAUCAACCGCUGCACAAACGUCAGCGUACGCGAUCGCCGGAGGCGCACGCUGGUGAUCGCGCUACAACACCUGACAUGCAGCGACGUCGUUCCAGUAAAGACAGAUUCUUCACCCGCACAAAUCAAGAUUUCGAUCCUUUUGCGAUCUUUGGACCUGCGCCGCCGUCGAGCCUACAGCGCCUGGCUCCGAGGGUCCAAAUUGGUACACCUCGCUUAGUCGCACCCACCACGCGGUCGAAGGAACACACCAGUCACAGCCCUGAUGACGAAGCACCAGUGCGACUGCCGCCGAAUCGGAGCAUCAGCGCCUCGAAGGAUGCAACGCGCUCGACCGACUACAAUGCUGCGGAUGUGCAAACAUUGUGGGAAGGCGACAGUAUUUGGCGUGGAGAAGUUGAGCCGGAAUGGGACGGGAAAGUGAAUGGCAAUGCACGUCAGCAUCACGAGUCGAUGCGAGCUUGGAGACAGGCCGCGGGCUAUCUCAACACUCAAGAUAGAUGUCACAUAGAGAAGGACUCCUGUAGUGCGCCUCCUCGCGCACAAGAGCGGAACGACUCCACUACCACGUCACACAAUGGGGCGAGCAGCGCCGGAAGCCAGGCCCCGCAAGAACGGCAGCGAGUGAGACGAGACGUGAGACGGGCCAAUCAGUUCGCAAUGACUGAGCACACAGCUGUGCGGGCUGGAAAAGAAGACGCACUCGAAGCGGUGGACGCGGAACAAGUGUCCAAGAACAAGCUCUUUUUUCCCGCCACGCCCUCACGCCACGAUCAAGCGCCAAGCGAAGACCAUGGCAUGAGUUCCCAAUCGCGGAUUCUCAAGCGCUCUGCCGCUAAGGCUGAUAAUGAGCCAAAUGCGCAGAUUGAGCAGAACCGUCUUGUACAUGGCUACUCGAUCGUCAAUGUCGGUGAUGCGUGGCUUCCAUCCAGUCAGAGCCAGACGCAAACCACCCACAGGUCUUCGGAUGACGAUCGAAGACCUGUAUUUCCGCGCACAAAUGCAGCAAUGAUCGAUGGCGAAGGCAGACCGCAGGCUUUGUUCAGGUCGCCUCGCACAGGCAGGCGACUUUACGCUCUCGAAACCCAACUGGCUGAAGCCUCCAAAGACCACAACACCCCUGCUGUCCGUUUGGAACAAUCUGCCACACGUCGCGGAAGACAUGUCGACCCUCCAUUUAGCCCGGCGGACCGCUUGAGAUCGGGUUCGAGCUCGUCUGAGACGAGCAGCCCAGCUUCGCCACCCAGCACCAAGAGCUCCAACCACCAGCUGAGAAGGCCAAUCAACACCAGGCGAACAUCUCUCUUUGGCGGCUCGAGUCCUCUGACGUCAGAAGGGACUGUGGCGAAGCGUGCUAGCGAGCCCAUGGUGGAGAUUGCUUCCAGGAAGCGGUCCUCUUCGAGUAAGAAACCGCAAUGCCCCUACGCCGACACUUAUGAGUCGGUUGAGGAUUCAGCUGGUUUUGAUGAUGGCAGAUGGGCAGACGACGAGACGUAUGCUCCAAGCAAAGCUCUUUUGAAGGGUAGUAAUGACAGCUCGGGUGAGGUACUUAGCAGACGUGGCUCAAACCGGUUGCGGCAAAAAAGCAAAGAUGAUGGGUCCGUUCCUGCAAUUGCCGAGGCGGCAGCAUCAGACGCCGAAGAUACACAACCUUCGGCCUGGACUGGAGAAGAGAUUCAGGAAGCCGGCAGAGGCGGAUGUAGGCAGCAUAAGCGGGCCUUGUGGCCCUCGCGCCAGGCUUCUAUCAGACCACGAAUGGGAUGGGGUGACCUGGAUGCGAAUUGGGAAGGUGUGGAGGCACCCGCUCCAUCCCGCAGCUCUAUCCGCUCGCAAGACAGCUUUGAACAGUCCACUCUCAGUCAGUUUGGAUUUGAGACGCGAAGAUCCAAGCUGGCGCGCUCCCCGGAACGCGGUAGGAACGCAAGUCGCCAGAGCGAAGGAAGCAGCAGCUCUAGUGGGCCAGGGGACUCCUCUGCUCAGCAGGAGACGGAGGACAUCUCGGCAUUGCUGACUCGCCAUUUAGUUGAUGGGCUUAGCGAUGAUGAGUCCGUCGGACACGAAGUUGUCGCUAUGCGAGACGCCGACGCACGACCAGCCUUGGAACAGAUGGGAGACGAGACUCAGGUGCUGUUGCCUUCAGAUGAAGAUGGAGAUGAGACGCAGCCUCUCGAAUUUUCUCCAAGUCCAAGCCCUCGCCGCAGGCAAGCUUAUCCCUCGAGCAACCGCGGAAGACUUGCCUCAGAGACUGCGUCUAGCAGCAAGCUUCCUCUACACAGUCGUCGAGACGUGAUGCAGAAUGACCAGGUCGCAGACGAUGACGUCAUCAAUCCCGCCUUUCUAAAGAUGAUGGAGAUAGAGCAAGCGUCCCGUUUCGGCCUUCAGCACGACAGUCGCACGCGUGGUCAGUCACCAUCUCCGCGUGCCAAUGCGAGUUUGGAUUCCAGUCAGACACAGAGCCACACGGAAUACUCUUCCAGUCCAGCCAUCGCUCGAACAGGCGCGAGCGCAAUGAUGUCCCCACAAACCCAGAGCAGGUCGUCUGCAUCUGCAGUGUCCAGUCAAGAGCAACGCAUUUCCAUACCUCACCUCUCAUCCCUCGACACCCAAUCCAGGGCUUUCUUCGAUCGACUCUGA